Molecule: messenger RNA, 842 nt
Organism: Stereum hirsutum FP-91666 SS1
Lineage: Eukaryota; Fungi; Basidiomycota; Agaricomycetes; Russulales; Stereaceae
Exons: 4
Coding region: 69-842 (257 amino acids)
Source: RefSeq, a predicted model, not a curated record
CGACUCACUUUUCUAGAUCUUUUCCUAUCUCCUUCUACUAGUUUGACCAGUAUUCAACUUGAACAUUGAUGGCCCUCGUACCUCCCGACCCCGCCGCACAUGCUAUCCCGGAAACAGAGCAGGACAACAUCUGCUUGCCUGAGCAUUGCUACCAAGCUUUUGAUGCACUUUAUUGUUCGCUCACAGACGCUGAACCUGUUCCACCUCUCUUUGCGGAUGACAAGUACCCCCUAUUCGUCACCUGGAACACGCGCUCAUCUCGCCCCGGCCGCGCUCCACGGCUACGAGGCUGUAUCGGCAACUUCGAGGCCAUGCCCAUACGUGAUGGUAUAGCACAGUAUGCGCUCAUCAGUGCGUUUAGAGACCAUCGCUUCAGGAAGAUUGAAGAUGAUGAGCUGGAGAGCUUGGAGUGCGCAAUAUCGCUACUGACUGAUUUCGAAGACGCCGACUCAUACCUCGACUGGAGCAUCGGCACCCACGGCAUCAGCAUCUCCUUCCCGCAUCCCUCCACCCUGCCCGUCUCCACAUCCUCUUCCUCUUCCCCCUCGCCCCUAUCCUCCGCCGCAUCGCUCCUGUCUACCGCCUCCCCCUACAAGCCGGCGUUUUCGGCUACCUAUCUCCCUGAGAUUGCGCCGGAGCAAGGGUGGGAUAAGAUCGAGACGGUGGAUAGUGCGAUUAGGAAGGCGGGGUGGAGUGGAAGGAUUACGGAGGAUUUGAGGAGGAGUGUGAGGGUUAGGAGAUAUCAGAGCAGGAAGUGCACGAGGUCGUGGGAGGAAUACGUGGAAUGGAGGAAGGGGAGGGGUGGAAGGAUGGUUGGUGAGGGCGAGGAAGUGGAUGUGUAG